AUGUUGCACGCAGUGCGCUUCCAAAAUGGCCAGUGCUCGUAUCGUAACCGCUACAUCCGGACCCCUGACUUUGAUCGAGAGGAGACGUCUGGAGAGUGCCUGUAUCGAGGUAUCGUUGACACCACUUCCCUCUCAUCCUUCUUGAACCCAAUCAUGAAUAUGAUGUCUUUCGGUACGGCCGUCAAGGACGUAGCGAACACCUCCGUCCUUUUCCACGGAGGUCGACUUUUGGCCUUGGUGGAAGGUGAGGUGAUGCCAGUGGAAGUGGGCCUUGAGGAGCUGGAUUUCAAGGGUCACUUCAAGUUCGGUCAAGAGAAGGUCCUGCCAUCUUUCACAGCUCAUCCGAAGAUUGAUCCCACCACCGGGGACAUGGUCUUCACUGCCUACUCUAGCUUCAGCGAGCCUCCCGUGCACGCGGGCGUCGUAGGCCCAGAUGGCAAUCUCAAGCACUGGACGACUGUGAAGAGCGCCACGAGGAAGACCCUGAUGCACGACUGCGCCAUCACUGAACGAUUUACCCUUAUCUUAGACUUCCCCCUCACAAUUGACGUCUCCAGGUUAUUCUCUGGGGGGCAGAUGAUUGGCUUCGAGGAGUCCCCAAGCCGAAUCGGUGUCAUGCCUCGGUAUGGCGAAGACGUGGAGAGAUGGUUCGAGUUUUCUCCAGGCUACGGCUUCCACAUGCUGAACGCCUUUGAGGAUGGAGAGGAAGUGGUGCUCCGCGGUUGCAGGGCAGACACCAUGGUGCUGACACCUCCCUGGGAAGAUGGGAAGGUGGACCGGCGAGCUUUCAUGGAGCAGUACUUCGAGCCUAUAUCCCCCUUGAGAUGUAUUUUCCAUUUUUGUUCAUAUGAAAACCCAAGAGGAUUUAAGCAAAGAUACUUUUAUUAA
This is a messenger RNA of Symbiodinium natans, 888 nucleotides long. The record is from the annotation of a GenBank genome assembly. Lineage: Eukaryota; Dinophyceae; Suessiales; Symbiodiniaceae.